Trichomonas vaginalis G3 is the source of this 501-nucleotide messenger RNA. Its product is annotated as RNA polymerase II transcription regulator recruiting protein. The record is from RefSeq and is a predicted model, not a curated record. The transcript has a single exon. Lineage: Eukaryota; Parabasalia; Trichomonadida; Trichomonadidae. Gene Ontology annotation, molecular function: DNA-binding transcription factor activity, RNA polymerase II-specific; RNA polymerase II cis-regulatory region sequence-specific DNA binding. Gene Ontology annotation, biological process: regulation of DNA-templated transcription. Gene Ontology annotation, cellular component: nucleus. The coding region runs from base 1 to 501 and encodes 166 amino acids.
AUGACUUCUUCCGGCUCACAUAAGAAUAAAUGGACAGCUUCAGAAGAUGCAGCACUUGUAGAUGCUGUUAAAAAGCUUGGGACAAAAUCUUGGAAAGAUGUUUCUUUUCUAGUUCCAGGUAGAACUGGUAAGCAAUGUCGCGAAAGAUAUACCGGACAACUCGCCCCAUCAAUUUCAAAGGACAUAUGGACAACUGAAGAAGAUGAAGCGCUCAUUGCAGCUCAAAAAAUUCAUGGAAAUCGUUGGGCUUUGAUAUCCAAAAUGCUUACAGGCAGAUCCUCGAUAUCUGUCAAAAAUCGAUGGGGAUGGAUACUAAGGCAUAGGGUGGCCAAUAAAGUUCAAGAAGAACCCAGUUACAGUCCUAGCAAAACGAAUCAAUCUAAUACUCCGAUUGAAAAAGAAAAUUGCUCAGGCCAUCAAUAUUUUGUUCCUUUAGAAGUCCCAAACUCUUCUUUGUUUGGAGCUGAUUUUGUUCAAUUUCAGAAAGCAAUACUUGUAUGA